AUGAAUCCACCAAAAACAAUCUCCAUUCUCUUCUUCUUCUUCAUCAUCAUCUUCAUAGAUUAUGUCUCUGCUCAAUCUGCUCCUCCUCUGUACAGAACCAACGACCUCUUCAAGCCAAGCUUAGCCAUCAUCACCGGAGUUUUCUCCGUCGUCUUCACCCUCACUUUCGUUCUCCUCGUCUACGCAAAAUGCUUCCAAAACGAUCUCCGAUCAGAGAGCGACGGUGACGGAGAAGGAGACAGAGGAAGACACGAUCGUCUGUGGCAAGGACUCUUCAAUCGAUCUUCUCGACUCUCCUCCGGUCUCAACAAAACAGCAAUCGAAUCUCUUCCCUUCUUCAGAUUCUCUGCUUUGAAAGGAUCGAAACAAGGGCUUGAAUGUUCUGUUUGUCUGUCUAAAUUCGAAGAUGUUGAGAUCCUCAGGCUUUUGCCUAAAUGCAAGCACGCUUUUCACAUCGGGUGUAUUGAUCAGUGGCUUGAGCAGCACGCCACGUGUCCCUUGUGUAGAAACAGAGUCAACAUCGAGGACGAUCUCUUUGGUUUGGGUUGUAGUAGCAAUAGUCUGAGAAUCAUGAGCCAAUCUGAUAUAAGAGAAGAAGACUCGAGCUUGGAGAUUUACAUCGAACGAGAAGAAGGAGUUAAUAGUGAUGAUGGUUCUUCGAGAUUCAGCAGUUUCCGGAAGAUUCUAAAGAUUGGCAAAAAGGAAAAAUCGUUGUCGCUUGAUGAACAAGGAACCGAGAAACUUAUGCACAAGUUCAAUCACAGGAUCGUUGUUUCAGAUGUCGCGUUUAAGAACCGUUGGAGUAACGUGACUUCAUCGGAUUUGGCGUUUUUGACGUCGAAGAUGUUGAAUUCAGUGUCAAGCGACAGAUUCUCGUCGGUGGAUAGGGUUCAGAGAGAAAAUGGAGGUAACUUGGGGAACAAGGAAGAGAUUGAAAUGAAGAGAAUGUUGAAGAACAAAGACUCGACGAGAAGAGCGGUUUCUGAGAUCACAGCUGUUCCUAGACUCGGAGUUCUGCAAGUGACAACCGCGACUAGAGAAAAAGCGGUUGGAGGAAGCGAAAGCGGUUUGGCCGCUUUUACUGCUUCCACGUCGCAGAAUGAUGCGGUUGCUGCGACGGAGGAAAGUAGACGGCAGUUAUGGCUUCCGAUCGCUAGAAGAACGGCUCAGUGGUUUGUUAACAGAGAGAAAACGAAUGAGCCAAACACGCCACAACAAAAAAUUCUUGAUGUAUAG
This is a messenger RNA of Eutrema salsugineum, 1236 nucleotides long. RefSeq names its product putative RING-H2 finger protein ATL12. The transcript has a single exon. NCBI's taxonomy places the organism in Eukaryota, Viridiplantae, Streptophyta, Magnoliopsida, Brassicales, Brassicaceae. The record is from RefSeq and is a predicted model, not a curated record. The coding region runs from base 1 to 1236 and encodes 411 amino acids.